Molecule: messenger RNA, 1704 nt
Organism: Amoebophrya sp. A25
Lineage: Eukaryota; Dinophyceae; Syndiniales; Amoebophryaceae
Source: the annotation of a GenBank genome assembly
UGGCAUUCGUCCGCAGUAGAACUUCUUUUCGUGUGAUGUUUAAUAAAAAGUGCAAAAGACACUGACACAGUGAGCAUAUCAUUCGCCUUUACAAGGAAAAUGCAACCGAGCAGUCCUACCCCUGCUUCCACCGAGAGGUCCAUGCCGGUCCGGUUUUUAGUCUGCGGCGCUGGUAGCAUCGGGCGGGAGUAUGCAUUGCGGCAUUUGGUGCCAGCAAAUGGCGCCUUUGUGGCAGGCAUCGUAGACAGGGACGCUUCUGCGCGAAAAGCGCUCGCAGGCCUCGUGACCCGGCAGCAGGCUGGUGGUGUCGUAACCGGACGAAAGUACCAAGAAAGUGUCGACAUCGACAUGGGAGAUGACAGCAAUGAUCUUCACAAGAUGAAGAAACAUCCUCCAUGUCCCGACUUUGCUUCCAUAAAAGAGGCAAACACGGCACUAGCGUCCAAUCCAAACGAUUUAUCGAUCCCCUUCGCGGCUGUCUACGUAGGAACGCCGCCUGGGAGUCAUGCGCCACUCGUUCGAGAGGCCUUCUCGCUUGGAAAGCACGUUUUGCUAGAGAAGCCGAUUGCCGCAUCACCUGAAGAUGGAGAUGGGAUCGUAAAGGUCGCUGAAUCCGCUUCUUCAACUUAAGGCUGAGACUUCAUUGGUGAACGAGGUUGGUCUCUGACGUCAAAACGAAGGCACUUCGAGAGACCAGGGACAAACAUCAAGGGAAAAUGUGAGAGCCAUGUACUAGGUUGUCGAGUCCCUUCAGAAUCAGUGACCAAUGACUGCUGGCGUUUAAUCGACACAACCUCCAGGGAAGAGCCUUUUUCUCAAUGUGAAUAUCGGUAUGCAGUACAACAAAGCAUUGCUGAAAUUGUGUGGGGAGAUUCAGAUUGCCGCGAUUCAGGCUGGAAGUAAUGUCGUCGAAUCUGCAGCAAUCCGUUUGUGGUUCCGGCAAUGGCCACGUGACUGGCAGACAGGCGCGAAAUGGGUUGGCGAAAAAGCUGAGGGAGGACCUCUUCGGGAAGUAGGAACGCACUAUUUGUUUGGGUUUCAGAAACUUUUCGGGUCCAGGUCAAUACGCGAAAUCUCGAAUGUGAGUGUGGGGUACAACAACGCUGAACACUCUACUUUGUCCGAAACCAGUGUGCGCGCUACGAUGAAAGUUGUGCCAACCACAACCACGACGACCACAGGCGAUGUUAUUUUUUCUGGGAUCGCGGAGGACAAGAAUCACCAUCAAGAAAAUCAUUUCUUUUGCGACUUGGACAUCCGAACGAAUGAAAGCGCCCGUGAAGAUGACAUGUACGAGAUGGAAAUAAAGCUAAAGUCCGGCACUCGAUUUGUUUUGCAUGACUUUACCAGUUUGAGGAAAUACGAACAUCUUGAACAAGGAGAAACAAUUGGAGAAGGCCGUGAGAUAGAAGUAGAAGAACAGCUUUGUUCAAAUGAAGGGUACGGACGAGCGGAAUGCGUCCUGGAUCUAGUAAGCGCGAUUCAGAGGGCCACGCCUAUUGCAGGAGUGACAGCACGAGCUGCAAGAGACACACAAACCGUUGUAGAUGCGUUACUGAUAGGUUCUGGUGUUGAUAGUGCUCCCUCUCGCAGAAUCCUGCAUUAUAUUGAAGAAUAAAAGGUUAGCGUGAACGCGUCUGAAUUGUCUCUGAUCUGCCGGUAGAGAAGACGGAUAAUUCUUGUGCUGGUCUUUGGUUCUUCGAC